Molecule: messenger RNA, 1484 nt
Organism: Pan troglodytes (chimpanzee)
Lineage: Eukaryota; Metazoa; Chordata; Mammalia; Primates; Hominidae
Product: PRAME family member 17
Exons: 3
Biological process (GO): negative regulation of cell differentiation; negative regulation of apoptotic process; positive regulation of cell population proliferation
Cellular component (GO): cytoplasm
Source: RefSeq, a predicted model, not a curated record
AUGAGCCUCCAGGCCCCAUCCAGACUCCUGGAGCUGGCAGGGCAGAGCCUGCUGAGGAACCAGUUCUUGACCAUCUUCACCCUGCACGAGCUGCCCAGGGAGGUCUUCCCUCCGAUGUUCAUGGAGGCCUUCAGCAUGAGAUGUUGUGAGGCCCUGAAGCUGAUGGUGUAGGCCUGGUCCUUCCUCCACCUCCCUCUGGGAUCCCUGAUGAAGACACCUCAUCUGGAGACCUUGCAAGCUGUGCUGAAGGGACUUGAUACACUGCUGGCCCAGAAGGUUUGCCUCAGGAGGUGGAAACUUCAAGUGCUGGAUUUGCGGGAUGUUGAUGGGAAUUUCUGGACCAUAUGGUCUGGAGCCAGGGCCCUCUCCUGCUCCCCAGAGGCCAUGAGUAAAAGGCAGACAGUGGAGGACUGUCCAAGGAUGGGAGAGUGCCAGCCCUUGAAGGUGUUCAUAGACCUCUGCCUAAAGAAAAGUACACUGGAUGAAUGCCUGAGCUACCUCUGUGGGUGGAUCCACUACAGAAGAGGCCUAGUGCACCUGUGCUGUAAUAAGGUGCAGAAUUACUCAAUGCCCACUUCAAGUUUCAGAAAUUUAUUGAAAAGGGUAUACCCAGACAGUAUCUAGGAGUUGGAAGUUAGGAGAAAGUGCUCUCUGAAUAAAACAGGAAAGUUUGCCCCUUACCUGAGCCAGAUGAGCAAUCUUCGCAAACUCUUUUUAGCCUUCGGUUAUGACGAUGAAUUAUAUGUAAGCGGCCAACAGCAGUUCGUUCCUGACUUGGACUGUCCAUUCCUCUGCCUGUCCUACCCUCAGAUGCUUUAUAUAAGAAAGGUCAAUAAUAUCAAAGACCUGGAGCACCUGCUCAGGUACCUCAAGAACCCCUUGGGGGCCUUUAUAUUCAGUGAUGCUUACCUAGCUGAUCGGGAAUUGGAGUGUCUGCGUCAGUACCCAAGCCUCAGUCAGCUAAAGGAGCUGCGUCUGAUUCGUAUCGUAAUGUGGACCACCCAUCUUCAGCCCCUUGGAGUUCUGCUGCAGAAAGUUGCUGCUACUCUCGAGACCCUCGUCUUAGAGGACUGUCGGAUCCAGGACCCCCAACUCAGGGUCCUCCUGCCUGCCCUGAGCCACUGUUCCCAGCUCACCACCUUCAAGUUUCACGGAAAUGAGACAUCCACGAAUGCCCUAAAAGACCUGCGGUGUCACACAGGCAGGCUGAGCAAGUUAGGCCUGGAGUUGUAUCCUGCCCCUCUGGAGACUAUUGACAACAGGGGUCAUGUCAAUUGGGAGAUCUUCACCCCAAUUCGGGCUGAGCUGAUGCGUACACUCAGGGAAAUCAGGCAGCCCAAGAGGAUCUUCUUUGGUCCUGCCCCUUGCCCUACCUGUGGCUCAUGGCCAUCUGGGAACGUGCACUUCCAUCUUUGCUCCUAGGGAAGGCCUGGUUAGUGGGAUGGAUAAGCUUUCUUCCGGACACUUGGGAACUAAAAUAUUGU